AUGCCGGGCGCUCCACGUUUCACCCAAAAGCCCUCCAUCAAGCAGACGCCUACGGGCGAUCUGCUGAUGGAGUGCGUGCUGGAGGCUGACCCGAGGCCAGAAAUCGUAUGGCAGCACUCAGGCACCCCAAUGCCCCCCUCCUCAAGGGCAGAGCAGGAACUCCGACCACAGCCCGGAGCCAACCUAUUCCUCGCCAUCCUUACCAUUAAGGAGCCAAAUGCCGGUGACGGUGGCGCCUACAGAUGCACGGCGAAAAAUGUGCAUGGCGAGAGCAACGCGAAUAUCAAUCUCAACUUUGCGGGCGGCGGUGAGGAGCCAAAAGCCCGCGGGCCUAGCUUCGUCGGCAAGCCCCGAAUUAUCCCGAUGGACGGGGGAGCGCGGAUCGUUAUGGAAUGCCGUGUAAAAUCAUCUACAACGCCGACGGCCAAGUGGAGCAAGGACGGUUCCCCAAUUUCCGGCUCCCAAUUCCACGAGGUGUUCCAAGAACUCGGCGACAGCACCUACCUGUGCCAACUCGAGAUUCAUGGCCCAUCCACCUCUGAUGCCGGCCAGUACCGGUGUACCCUCAAGAACGCUGAGGGCGAGACCAACGCCAACCUGGCGCUCAACUUCGAGGAGCCAGACGAUGAGGCGCCGCCGCCGGAGGAGAAGAAAAAGCGGAAGAAGACGGAACGAUCCCCCUCCGGACGUUCCCGAGAAGGCUCAGCCUCCCCACGACCCGGAUCUCCAUCGAAAAAGAAGAAGGAGCGAUCGGGCAGUGAGAGGGAUGAGAAGAGGAGGAGGAGCAAGAGCAAGGAGGCAUCGCCUGGAGCCGCAAAGGGGGGACGAUCCCGGACGUCCACCCCGAUGGGCGACGAGCUGACGCCUGACCAGGCGAAGACGAGACGGGGCAGCAGCAAGCUCACAGACGAAGAUAAAUCCUCAAAACGGUUGCGCGAGAGGUCGCAAAGCGGCCUCGCCGCCGAGGAGAAGAAGUCUAGGUCCAAGAGCCCGCAGGCCGAGCCGCAGCAGUCCGAAUCGUCCGCCACAACCCGCCAGACGACGGCCAACGAGCUGCCGGCCAACGCCCGCGAGAAGUUCAAGCGAGCACCCGUCGUCGUCGAACCUGCCUCUUCCAAGUCAGCCCGUCGCGGGGGCACCGUGACUCUGGAAGUGGAAUGGCAAUGCCAUACUUCGACUCGUGUGACGUGGUACAAAGACGGCUCGGAGCUGUCGUCGUACGCACGCGAGUACUCGCAGACCUUCGAUGGCCAGUAUUCCCGGCUGACCAUCUCCGAUCUAUCGAGUAAACUCACUGGCGUUUACAAGUGCAUCGCCAAAUCCGACUACGGCGAGGGCCAAAGCCAGGCUGUCGUCAGACUCGAAGAAGAAGAGAAGUCCAAGGCUGAGGAUGAUACCCGCCUCAAGUCCGAGGACGAGCGCGGAGCCGGUGGCAGGAAGAGCCCGAGUCCUGCUCUCCGCAAAAAGUCGCCCACCCCUGCCGAGAAGCGUGGCACCAGUCGCCCAGCUGGUGACGACGAGGUUGCGUUGCCACCCGGCAGCCCGGACGUCCGUGCCGGUCGUCGAGCUACCGUAGCCCACACACCCGAAUUCCUAUUUCACGGACUACUACCGUAUUCCAGAGUGGUGAUGCAAUCGACACGGCGAGAUCCGUUCGAAGUGUUCGGCCUCCGCAACGGGGAUGCCGACACGACCGUUCGAAGGACUCCCGUGUACGGUAGACCACCACUACAGCCUACUGUAGCCACUAAUGGGCAUCAAGGGCAGAAUGGACAGCAGCAACCAUUGAGGAGACCCACUAUGAAUACGAGGGGCCUAUCCCACAUCCAUUCAUUCAUCCUGAAAAAGCUGCCCCACGGUGAUGCGAAGCAGACGUUCUUAAAGGUCUCGGAGGCGGACGGGAUCCCGAGCUCGGGCCUAACGAUUCCCGAAUCGCGACGCCGCGAGCUGAUGGGCGAGGCGGAUGGGUCGGAGGAUGAAUUCUCCGAAUCCAUCUCCGAACUCCCGUCAUUUGCCGGGGGCACGCCGAAGAUGCCACGCAAGCGAGUCUCCACCCCGCAAGAGCCUCCCCAGGAGGAGAAGGUGAUGUUUCAAAAUGCGCGGGAUCUCCUCAAGAAGACCGGCACCGCCACCAAGCAAGGAGAUGCCGCGCAGUCGAAGCCGACGCUGAAGAAGGUCGGACCCAAGCCCGCAGAUGACCCGCACGAGUUCAAGAAGCCGCUGCUGAAGAAGGUGGCCAAGAAGGACCCAGUCGAAGGGCCCACUGACCCAUCGAAGGUCAAGCUGAAGAAGGUGGAGCGACGAGCCGACAGUUCCGACCCGGAGGCUGGCGGAUCGUCGCGGAAGAGCUCGUUUGGAGGGGAUUCGGAGGCCGAUCCGAAAAGUCGACUAUCAGGGAGACGCGGCUCGGUCGACCUCCGCCGCGAGUCGAUUUCUGAACUUCUCGAGAAGGCGCAUACACCGUUGAAAGCCCAGGGCGGACCCGGAGCCCCGGCAAAGAUCAUCGAAUUCGACGACAGUGUGACUGUGCUCGAAAAUGAAACAGCAGCUCUCACCAUCAAAGUGGCCGGCGACCCGGUGCCGACCAUCAAGUGGAAGAAGGGAUUGAGAGAGGUGAUGAGCGGUGGACGCUUCAAGCAGCACACCAACGGAGAGGAGAACAAGGCCCAUCUGGCGGUUUCGAAGUGCCGAAAUCAGGACGAUGGAGUGUAUUCGGUUACUGUAUCGAACGCACACGGCUCCGACACAGCCGAAAUCAAGCUGCUUGUCACCAACGACAAUCAGGGAGGAGCCGAUUUCCGAGCCAUGCUCAAGAGGAGAGACACCUCCGCCGGCCAGGGCCAAAAGGAGCCCAAGGAGAAGGAGUUGAGCGAGGCUGAGCGUCGCCAAUCGCUGUUCCCCGGCAAGCGCGUCGAGCAAUGGGUCGAGCCACUACAAGAGAAAAAGGCCCAACAGGUCACCGACAAGAUUGUCGAGUGGAAGUGCACGUAUUCGCGCACUAAUGCCAAGAUCCGUUGGUACAAAGACCGAAAGGAGAUUUUCUCUGGAGGCCUGAAAUAUAAGAUCAUCAUCGAAAAAGCGACAUGCACGCUGAUCAUCAACAACCCGGAGGUUGACGACUCGGGCAUGUACAUGUGUGAGGCUAAUGGAGUAAAAACGCAGGCUAUGCUGACGGUGGAAGAACCCCCGAUGAAGUACAGCUUUGUCAACCCGUUGCCGAACACCCAGGAGGUGUACCGCACCAAGCAGGGCGUCCUCACCUGCAAGGUCAACUCCGCCAGGGCGCCGCUGAAAUGGUAUCACCGCGGAAAGCUGAUUGAUGAAAAUGACCCCCGCUUCAACAUUGACAAAGACCCGGUCGGUCGAUGCACAAUCACGAUCCAUGAACUUCGCCAAGAAGAUGAGGGCGAGUGGAUGGCGUACAUCUCCGACGACGUCCUGUCCAAGAUGAUGGUCUACGUCGAGGAACCGCGUGACACGUUCGUCAUCCCGCUCAAAUCGCAGAGGGUGGAUGAGCGUGGAAACACAUCUCUCGAAUGCGACGUCAACGACAAGGACGCUGUGGUGCAAUGGUGGCAUGAUGGUGUUAGGAUCGACGUCGACGGCGUGCACUUCAAGGAGGAGAAGUCGAUGCGCAAGCGCCGCCUGCACAUCUUUGGAGCCCGUAUCGAAGACCACGGAGAGUACAAAUGUACGACAAAGGAUGACAAGACAAUGGCACAGCUCAUCGUCGAGCCCCUCAACAAGUUCAUCGUCCCGUUGAAGGAUAUUGAAGUCGUUGAGAAGGAGACUGUCGAUCUGCGAUGUGAGACCAAGGACACCAAGACGCCUGGAACAUGGUUCGUCAAGGGAAAGCCGAUCUCCUCCAAACCCGGCGGCAAGUUCGAGUGCCAAUCUCGCAACGGCGUGCACACCCUGAAGAUCUCCAAGAUCGAGAUGUCCGAGGGCGACACCUACGAGUUCGACCAGGCCGGCCUCCACGGACAGUGCGUCGUCUCAGUCGUUGAGGGCGAGAAGAAGCCAACCUUCAACUGGAAACCGAAAACCAUCGAGGCGAAGGCUCACGAGCCCACCGAAGUCAGGAUCCCGUUCUCGAUCAAGGGCCAGCGAACGCUGCCCAAGAUUCGUCUACUCAAGAACGGGCAACCCGUCGACUUGGACAAGCUCAAGAACCUCAUCGAGGUGGUCAUCGAGGGCGACGAGGCCGUCAUCAAGUUCAAGGACCCAACCAUGGCCGAUUCCGGCAAAUGGGCCCUGGAGCUCGGAAACAGUGCCGGAACUGCCUUGGCGCCGUUUGAACUCCUUGUCAAGGACAAGCCGAAGCCCCCGAAGGGCCCACUGGAGACGACCAACGUCACGGCGGAGGGCUGUGACUUGAAAUGGGGAGAAGGGGAUAAGGGAGAUGAGAACCCGGCCAAGGCGUUCAUCGUCGAGAUGCAGGAGGGAAGAUCUGGGAACUGGCAGAAGAUCGGCGAGACCAAGGGAGCUGGAUUCAAAGUCAAGGACCUGAAGGAGCAUGGAGAGUACAAAUUCCGUGUGAAGGCCGUGAAUGAUGCCGGGAUUUCGGAUCCGCUGACCGGUGAAACGAUCCUGGCGAAGAACCCGUAUACCGUGCCCGGCAAGCCGAGAAACAUGGACUUCACCGAUGUGGACAAUGACCAUAUUACGGUGGCCUGGGACCCGCCAGAGAGUGAUGGUGGAGCACCCGUUGAGGAGUACAUCAUCGAGCGGAGGGAGAAGAGCGAGAAGGACUGGAACCGUGUCGGUACCGUACCCCACGACGCCAAGGAGGCCAAGCAAACGUUCACCGACGAGCGUGUCGUCGAGGGCAAGGAGUACUACUACCGGAUCAAGGCCGUCAACAAGGCCGGCCCUGGAGAUCCGAACGAUCAUGGACGCUCCGUCAAGGCCAAAGCCAAGCCGUCCGAGCCCAAGUUCAUCAAGGGCGGUAUCAAAGAUCAGCGCCUGAAGGUCGGCGAGACGAUCAAGUACGAUGUCCCCAUCUCCGGAGAACCGACCCCCGAAGUCAGCUGGGUCGUCAACGGCAAGCCGCUCAAGGCUGGAGGACGCGUCAAAGUGACGACCGAGCGUGGCCGCCAUGUGCUGAAGAUCGAGAACGCUGAGCGCGGCGACUCCGGCAAGUUCACCAUCCAACUGAAGAACCCGUCCGGAACGUGCGAAGACUCGGCCAUUGUCACCGUCGUCGGACGGCCGGCACCUCCUGAGGGACCCCUCUCUGUAGAUGACAUCUGCGCAGAUGGAGCCACAGUCGGGUGGAAGCCACCAAAGGAUGAUGGUGGAGAUCCGCUCACCGGAUAUAUCGUUGAAGCCCAAGAUCUCGAUCAGAAGGGCAAAUUCGUCGAGGUCGGCAAGGUCGGUCCCGGUGAGACGAAGCUGAAGGUGAAGGGGCUGAAGAAUAAGGGAAACUACAAGUUCCGCGUGAAAGCUGUAAACGGGGAAGGUGAAUCCGAGCCGUUGACCGCUGAUGACUACACGACGAUCAAGGAUCCGUGGGAUGAACCCGGAAAGCCCGGAAGGCCGAUGGUUACGGAUUAUGAUGCCGACCGGAUCGAUUUGGCGUGGGAUCCGCCGUUGAAGGAUGGUGGAGCGCCGAUUGAAGAAUAUAUCGUUGAGGUCCGUGACCCGGUCACCAAGGAAUGGAAGGAGGUUAUGCGAUCCCCAACCACCCAAGCCUCGGUGAAGGGACUCAAGGAGGGCCAGGAAUACCAAUUCCGAGUGAAGGCCGUCAACAAGGCCGGGCCCGGCCAACCUUCCGAACCCUCCGAGAAGCAGAUGGCUAAGCCGAAGUUUGUGCCGGCGUGGCUGAAGCACGAAUGUCUACGCUCCCUCACUGUCAAGGCCGGCCAGUCGGUACGUUGGGAUGUGAAGAUCGGCGGUGAACCUGCCCCUGACGUGACGUGGACCAGGAAUGACAAGCCGUUCGACACCAACGCGAGGGUGACGGUCGAGACGAAGAAGAGUGAUCACACCAUUCUUUGCAUCUCAGCUGCUGCUAGGGGGGAUAUUGGAGAAUAUCGACUGACCGUCAAGAAUGCAUAUGGAGAAGACACGGAGAUGGCCAAUCUGACCGUGCUGGACAGGCCGGCGAAACCGGAGGGACCGCUUGAGGUGUCCAACGUCUUCGAAGACAACUGCGAUCUCUCCUGGAAGCCUCCAAAAGACGACGGUGGAGAACCCAUCGAGUACUACGAGGUUGAAAAGCUCGAUACGGCCACCGGCCGCUGGGUUCCUUGCGCAAAGGUCAAAGACACGAAGGCCCACAUCGAGGGGCUGAAGAAGGGCAACACCUACCAAUUCCGCGUGAAGGCCGUCAACAAGGAGGGCGCAUCCGAGGCCCUCAACGCCGACAAGGACAUCAAGGCCAAGAACCCGUACGACGAGCCCGGAAAGCCUGAUCCGCCCGAGAUUACCGACUGGGAUUCCAAUAAGGUUUCGUUGGCUUGGGAGCCCCCGGCGAGUGAUGGUGGAGCCCCGAUUACAGGGUACAUCAUUGAGAAGAAGUCUAAACACGGCCGGGAUUGGCAAGAAUGCGCAAAGGUUGGGCCCCAGUGUGAGGCUGACGUCUUGAACUUGAAGGAGGGUGAGGAGUACCAGUUCAGGAUCAAGGCUGUGAAUAAGGCCGGUCCUGGAGAGGCUUCGGAUCCGUCCCAGAAAGUGGUGGCCAAGCCGAGAAAUCUGAAGCCCUGGAUCGAUAGGGAGGCGAUGAAGACCAUCACCGUCAAGGUCGGCCAGGACGUGGAGUUCGACGUGCCUGUACGUGGAGAACCGCCGCCAGAGAAGACCUGGACGUUCGCCGAUGGAAAGCCGAUAUCGGAUCGGAUUCGUCUGACGAAUGAGGACUACCGGACGCAGUUUGUACUGAAAGGAGCCCAACGCAAGGAAGCCGGCAAAUACACCCUUGUCGCCCAAAACGCCAGCGGCAAGGACACCCACUCGGUGGAGGUGAUCGUCCUCGGCAAGCCGAGCGCCCCGAUGGGACCCCUCGACGUCACCGAUGUGUUCGAAGAUCAUUGCACCCUCGAGUGGGCACCACCAGAGGAUGAUGGCGGAACCCCCGUGGAUCAUUAUGAGAUCGAAAAGAUGGAUAUGGCCACUGGUCGCUGGGUCCCAUGUGGACGGGCCGACGGAACUACCGCUCAAGUCCACAACCUCCAGCCGGGACAUGAGUACAAGUUCCGCGUGAAGGCCGUCAACAAGGAGGGCGAGUCGGAGCCGUUGACUGCCGAUCAGGCAAUCUUGGCGAAGAACCCCUACGAUCUGCCCGGAAAGGUGGACAAGCCCGAGCUGGUCGACUGGGACAAGGACCAUGUUGACUUGAAGUGGAACCCUGUUGCUGAUGAUGGUGGAGCACCGAUUGACGGCUACAUCAUCGAGAAGAAAGACAAACGCGGACGUUGGGAAGAAGCCAUGGUCGUCCCUGGUGAUGCCACCACCGCCACGGUCGACGGUCUGAAGGAGGGCGAGGAGUACCAGUUCCGCGUCCGAGCCAAGAACAAGGCCGGCAAGGGAGAAGCCUCUGACCCGACCGAUACCGUCAUCGCCAAGUGCCGCAACAUGCCACCGCAUAUCCAUAGGGAAGACAUCGAGGAUCACGUGGUCCGCGUCGGCGGCGCCGUCGACUUCAAGAUCCACAUCGACGGUGAGCCGGCCCCGACCGUCACCUGGAGCUUCACCGGCGGAUCAAUCCACGCCACCGGAGUGCAGACCGACGACCAGGACUACCUGUCUCGAUUCUGUAUCCCGAAGGCUUUGAGGAAGCAGAGUGGAAAGUACACCAUCACCGCCUCCAACUGCAAUGGAAGUGACUCGGUGACCUUUGAGGUCAAGGUGAAGGGCAAGCCCGGAAAGCCGAAGGGACCGCUCGAUGUUGCUGAUGUCUUUGAGGAUUCGUGCAACCUCGCCUGGGAAGCCCCGGAAGACGAUGGCGGUGAGCCCAUCCAGUUCUACGAGGUCGAGAAGAUGAACCCGAAGGAUGGCCUCUGGGUGCCUUGCGGAAGAACCGCGGACACCCAAUUCCACGUGGAUACCCUGAACAAGGGAGAUCACUACAAAUUCCGCGUGAAGGCCGUCAACUCGGAGGGAGCAUCAGAUCCGCUGGAGAACGAGAACGAGAUUGUGGCCAAGAACCCUUACGAGCGUCCGGAUAAGCCCGGCAAGCCCGAGCCGACCGAUUGGGACUACGACCAUGUCGAUCUCAAGUGGGACCCGCCGGCUUCGGAUGGUGGAGCUCCGAUUGAGGAGUAUCAGGUCGAAAAACGCACCAAGUACGGCCGCUGGGAACCUGCCAUCACCGUCCCUGGCAACCAGACCACCGCCACCGUGCCUGAUCUGACGGCAAAUGAGGAGUACGAGUUCCGUAUCGUUGCUGUCAACAAGGGGGGACCAUCUGAUCCAUCUGAUCCGUCCCGCCCCGUCAUCGCCAAGCCGAAGAACCUGGCUCCCAAGAUUGAUCUCGGUGCGCUGAAGGACAUCACAAUCCGCGCUGGACAGAUCUUGGCCUUUGACGUUCCGGUUGAGGGAGAACCUACCCCGACGAUGAGCUGGAGCGGACCGGGAGGAAAGGAACUUCGAAAUGGAGGCAGGAUCAAGCUGGAUGAUCACCCGAACAUGACCAAGUUCCAGAUGCGCCAAACCGAACGCUCCGACACCGGCAAGUACACCCUUCGUGCCCAGAACGAGAACGGUUCGGACUCGGCGUCGUGCAUGGUCACCGUCAUCGACAAGCCGUCGCCCCCGCAGGGCCCGCUGGACGUCUCCAACAUCCAGGCCAACCAGGUAACCCUCGACUGGAAGCCGCCAGAGGAUGAUGGCGGAGUGCCGAUCGAGAACUACGUCAUCGAGAAGUUCGAUACUUCGCAGGGCAGAUGGGUGCCGGCUUUGAAGGUACCUGGUGGCCAGACCACCGCCGACGUCGACAAUCUCCUCGAGGGCCACGAGUACAAAUUCCGUGUUGCGGCCGUCAACUCUGAGGGUGAAUCCAUCCCGCUGGAGACGUUCAGCCCGAUCAUCGCCAAGAACCCGUACGACAAGCCCGGAAAGCCCGGUCAGCCCGAGCCGACCGAUUGGGAUAAGGACCAUGUGGACCUCAAGUGGACCCCUCCAAAGGAAGAUGGCGGCGCCCCGAUCGAGGGGUACAUCAUCGAGGUGAAGGAUGAGUUCUCGCCCAACUGGAAGGAGGCCAAGACCGUGCCCGCUGGACAGACCGAAGCAUCGGUUACAGGGCUGAGGGAGGGCGAGAAGUACCAAUUCCGAAUCCGGGCCAAGAACAAGGCUGGAGCUGGAGAUCCUUCAGAUCCGUCGGAUCCUGUGACGUGCAAGCCACGUCAUCUGACACCUCUGAUUGACAAGAACUCGAUCCAUGAGAUUCGGGUUCGAGCUGGUCAGGGUUGUGACUUGGCGAUUCCUGUUGGAGGAGAACCACCGCCACAGAUCACCUGGACGUUCGAGGGCGAACCCGUCGAAUCCGAUGACCGCAUCCGCGUCCAAACCGAAGACUACAAGACCAAGUUUGCCAUCAGAAAGUCGAAACGUGAAGACGCCGGAACGUACCUCAUCACCGCCAAGAACGAGAGCGGUGUUGAUACUGCUGAGGUGAAAGUCAUCGUGCUCGACCACCCAUCCAAGCCUAAGGGCCCACUGAAGGUGUCCAACGUCACCAAGAACAGCUGUGAGCUUGACUGGAAGCCGCCAGAGGAUGAUGGAGGAGCUGAUAUCUCCCAUUAUCAAAUUGAGAAGCAAGAUCAGGCGACUGGCAGAUGGGUGCCGUGCGGAGAAUCUCAGGACACGCACUUCAAGGUCAACGACCUGACCCCGGGACAUGAGUACAAGUUCCGGGUGAAGGCGGUGAAUCGAUACGGCGACUCUGACCCUCUUGAAGCCGAUGCCUCGAUCAUCGCCAAGGAUCCGUUCGACACGGCCGGAAAGCCGGGAAUGCCGGAAAUUACCGACUGGGACAAGGACCGCGCUGAUCUCAAGUGGGAACCACCAGCCGACGACGGUGGUGCCCCAGUCGAGGAGUACCUCGUCGAGAUGCGUGACGGCAACGGAAAUUGGGUGGAAGCCGCCGUCGUGCCAGCCGAUCAGACGACAGCCUCUGUCAAGGGCUUGAAGGAGGGCCACACCUACCAAUUCCGCGUGAAAGCCAUCAACAAGGCCGGCCAGUCUGCCCCAUCUGACCCGUCGCGUCAUCUCCUUGCCAAGGCUCGCCACGUCGCGCCGAAGAUCGACCGAAAGAUGUUCGAGGGGAUCAAAGUCCGCGCUGGACAGCCGAUCAAAUUUGACGUCAACGUUGAUGGAGAACCGCAUCCGGAGAUUUUGUGGUUCUUCAAUGGGCAACCGUUGCGCUCGGCCGAUAACACCAAGAUCGACAACUCCGCUGAUCAUAAUACGAAACUGACGACGAAGGAUUCGCAACGCUCCCACGCCGGCAAGUACAAGAUCGUCGCCACCAACGACAGCGGCAAGGACGAAGAAGAAGUGGAAGUCAUUGUCCUCGAUGUCCCCAGCGACCCGAAGGGCCCUCUCCACGUCGACGACAUUACCAAGGACUCCGCUGUCGUCUCUUGGCGCGAGCCUGAAGACGACGGUGGCUCUCCGAUCACUGGCUACAUCGUCGAGAAGCAAGAAGACGGUGGACGCUGGGUCCCAUGCGGCGAGACCAGCGGCCAGGACACCCAGCUGAAGGUCGGCAAGCUGAACGAGGGCCACGAGUACAAAUUCCGCGUCCGAGCCGUUAACAGGCAAGGGCAGUCGGGAAAUUUGGAGUCACCGUAUCCGAUCACUGCCAAGAAUCCGUUCGACGAGCCGGAUCCGCCAACGGAUGUGAAGGCCGUGGAUUGGGAUAAGGACCACGUGGAUCUGCAGUGGAAGGCGCCGAUUAAUGAUGGUGGAGCUCCGAUUGAAAAGUACAUCGUCGAGAAGAAGGACAAGUACGGCGAUUGGGUCGAAUGUGCCGUCGUGCCAGGAGACCAGACCAAGGCCACCGCCCCCAACCUUACCCCCGGCGAGACGUACGAGUUCCGCGUCAAGGCUGUCAACAAGGCCGGCCCGUCCAAGCCAUCUGAAGGCACCGGCCCGAUCGUGGCUCGCGCCAGACGCCAGGCCCCCAAGAUCAACCUCGACGGCCUGGCCGACAUUCGCGUCAAGGCCGGAUCGCCCAUCAAGAUUGAGGUCACGUUCGAGGGAGCCCCAGAACCCAAGGCGUCCUGGAGGGUCGGAGAUGGGUCUCCGGAUGACCGUGCUGAGAUCAAGUCCACUCCGACGUCAUCUACAAUCUUGAUUCCGGCUUCCCGACGCUCGGACUCUGGACCGUUUACCAUCACGGUGGAGAAUGAAUUCGGGAAGGACAGCGGAAAGUGCAACGUCAUCGUGCUGGAUGUUCCGGAGGCUCCUCAAGGACCGAUGAAGAUUGGGGACAUCCACAAGGAGGGAUGCACGCUUCACUGGAAGCCGCCGGCGGACGAUGGUGGAUCAGAGAUUCUGCACUAUGUUGUGGAGAAGAUGGACACGACCAGAGGAACCUGGCAGGAGGUCGGCCAAUUCCCCGACUGCGAAGCUAAGGUGACCAAGCUCCACCCAGGAAAGGAGUACCUCUUCCGCGUCAAGGCCGUCAACCUCCAGGGCGAGAGCAAGCCCCUCGAAGCCGAGGAGCCCAUCAUUGCCAAGAACCGCUUCGAGGUGCCCGAUGCCCCCGACAAGCCGCAGGUCACCGACUGGGACAAGGAUCGCAUAGACAUCAAGUGGGAAGCCCCGGUCAAUAACGGCGGAAGCCCGAUCAAGGGAUACAUCGUCGAGAAGAAGGAAAAGGGAUCGGCGAUGUGGACAGAGGCUGGACGACCAUCUGGUACAGCUUUCUCGGCCACAAACCUCAAGCCGAAUGUGGAGUAUGAGUUCCGCGUGAAGGCUAUUAACGAGGCUGGAGAGUCUGCUCCAUCUGACCCGACCGACCCUCAGAUUACCCGCCCUCGCUUCCAGAAACCGCAAAUCCUAACCAAGGACAAGAAGGCUAAGGUUCGUGCCGGACACACGCACACCAUGGAGAUCGAAUUCCUCGGUUCCCCAGAACCAACCGCCGUCUGGACCCUGAAUGGGAAGGAGGUACCUGCUGACCUGAUGGUCGACAAGAAGACCGGAAAGACUUCCAUCUUCUUCCCGUCGGCAAAACGAGAACAUACCGGCACCUACAAGCUGAAGCUGAAGAACGACGUCGGAGAGGAUGAGGGAGACUUUGAGGUCACGAUUCAAGACAGGCCCAGCCCACCGGAGGGACCGAUUGUUGUCGAGGACGUCAACAAGGACUCGUGCACGUUGCAUUGGAAGCCACCAAAGGACGACGGUGGAUCCGAGAUCACGAACUACGUCGUCGAGAAGCGCGAUGUCAAGACGGGAACCUGGGUGCCGGUCUCGAACUUUGUUGCCGGUACCACCUGCAUUGUGCCAAAACUUCAGGAGGGACACGAGUACGAAUUCCGAGUUUCCGCUCAGAACGUCUUUGGCAUUUCCGAUCCAUUGACGACUGAAGAUACAGUCGUGGCCAAGGAUCCAUUCGGCACCCCUGGAAAGCCAAGCAAGCCCAGCGUCGUCGAUACGGACAACGACCACAUCACGAUCGAGUGGGACCCACCAAGGGACAACGGUGGAUCCCCGAUCUCCCACUACGACGUCGAGCGUAAGGACGCGAAGAGCGGACGCUGGAUCAAGUGCAACACCCAGCCCGUCUCUGGAACUGAAUUCCGUGACGAUCGCGUACAGAAGGGACACACCUACGAGUACCGUGUCGUCGCCGUCAACAAGGCCGGUCCUGGAGAACCCUCCGACCCCUCUGACCCCGCCACCGCCAAGCCCAUGUUCGAGGUGCCAUCCUUUGACCUGGGCAUCGACGGCAAGGAGUUCAGGGUGAAGGCUGGAGAUCCUCUCCUAAUCCAGAUUCCAUUCUCUGGCUCGCCAAAGCCCGAGAUUACCUGGACGAGGGAGGGUAAGGAGCUGUCCAACAUCGACACAACGGACAGCAUCACGCAGCUCCACAUCCUGACGGCUAGACGUUCCGAUGAAGGACCGGUCAAGAUCCGUGCCGUCAACAAGCUCGGUGAAGCGGAAGCUAACAUCAAGAUCACCGUCAUCGAUCGCCCGGCACCUCCGGAGCACCUCAUCUACCCGGAGAUCGGAAGACGACAUGCCACCCUCAAGUGGGACCCGCCAAAGGACGACGGCGGAGCUGAGAUCAUCGGCUACAAAAUCGAGUUCCAACAGGAGGGAUCGAUGUUCUGGGAGAAGGUGCCGCAAACUGUGGCUCAGACCCAGUACACAGUCCGUGGACUCGAGCACGGAGCACGCUACCGCUUCCGUAUCCGCGCCGAGAAUAUGGCUGGCCUAUCCGAUGACUUGACCGGAAUUCCGAUCGUGAUCAAGGACAACUUCGACCCGCCUGGACCACCAACCACGCCUGAAAUCACCGGAUAUGACACCAACACCGUGUCGCUCAAGUGGAACCCACCUCGAGAAGAUGGAGGCGCACCAAUCCAAGGCUACGUUAUCGAACGCUUCGAGAAGAAGGGCGGCGGCGACUGGGCCCCGAUCCGCAUGCCGCUGAUCCGCGGAACCGAGACGACCAUCAGGAAUCUGUUCGAGGGCGAGACCUACCAGUUCCGUGUCCGCGCCGUCAACGCCGCAGGUGAGGGAGCACCCAGCAACGGAUCCGAGCCUGUCACCUGCCGUCCAUUCGUGCAGCCGCCAGGCGCCCCGGAAGCGCCGCACGUCGGAAAGACCACCAAGAACUCGGCAGAGCUGUCGUGGAUGCGCCCGACCUACGAUGGUGGAGCCCCAAUUGAUGGGUACAUCGUGGAGAAGCGUAAGGUUGGCGACAAGUCCUGGACCCGGUGCAACGAGAAACCGGUGAAGGAGCCAAGAACUACCGUCGAGGGUCUGAAGGAGAAAGACGAGUACGAGUUCCGUGUGAUUGCUGUGAACUCUGCUGGAGAGGGAGAGCCGUCAAGGCCCUCUGACCCGGUCGUCAUUCAAGAAGCCCCUGGGAGACCCGUCUUCGACUUGUCUGGCCUUCGCGAUAUCGUUGUGCGUGCUGGAGAGACGAUUGAGAUCAAGAUUCCGUUCUCUGGUGGUAACCCGAAGCCUACUAUCGAUGUCUUCAACGGCACUCAGCCUGUGUAUGAAGAUGCUAGAACCACCACGGAGGUUAUGCCAGAUCACAUCCUCAUCACUACCACCGCUUCGAAGCGUGCCGACGGUGGACCGUACAAGAUCAGACUGUCCAAUAGGUUCGGUCAGGACGAGGCGAAGCUGAACGUCACCGUGUUGGACGCCCCGGGCAAACCCACAGGCCCGAUCACUGCAACCGACGUCAGCGGCGAGGAGAUGACACUCCAUUGGCGACCUCCCAAGGAGGACGGUGGGGCCCCGGUGACCAACUACAUCGUCGAGGCGCGCACCAAGAACGGAGAAUGGAAGCGCAUCGGCCAACCGAUCGGCACUCACUUCAAGGCCCGAAACCUCAACAAGAACCAGGACUACGAGUUCCGUGUCUCCGCCGAGAAUCAGUUCGGAGUGGGAGAGCCGCUGGAGAGCGACGACUCAUUCCGGGCCAAGGAUCCCUUCGACCCGCCAGGUACCCCUGGUCGUCCCGAGCCCAUGGAGACCAACCAGGACUCGAUCUUGCUCACCUGGACUCGCCCUUACACCGACGGUGGUGCCCCCAUUCAGGGCUAUUACCUGGAGAAACGCGAGAAGGGCGGAGAUUGGGAGCGUGUGCAACAUGGUCUCAUCUCCGAGACUCGGUUCAAGGCCUAUGGACUCACGCCGAAGAAGGAGUACGAGUUCCGCGUCUGCGCCGUCAAUGCCGCAGGCUCUAGCGACUACUCUGAGAACUCGAUGCCAGUCGUUGCCGACUCUGCUCCAAGCAGGCCAAAGAUCGACAUGGGACUCCUUACGCGCGACAUCGUUGUGUAUGCCGGUGAAACCGGAAAGAUUCUUGUGCCAUUCGCUGCCACUCCUAUGCCAAGGAUUACCUGGUCGAAGAAUGGACAAACAAUCGACAAGAAGGACCCGAGGGCUAUUGUCGAUUUCAACGACUACCUCGCCACCCUUACCUACAACAAGGCACAGCUUGAUGAUACUGGAUCGUACACCAUCACCCUGGAGAACUCGAUGGGCAGCGACUCGGCGACGUUGAAGUUCAAGGUCGUCGACCGCCCAGCCGCACCUGAGGGACCGCUGGAGAUCAGCGAUAUUUGUCCUGAUGGUUGCCUGGUCUCGUGGAAAGAACCCAAGAGCGACGGUGGCUCCCCGAUCACCAACUACAUCCUCGAGAAGAUGCACAUCGGGCGAGGAAACGAGAACUGGGAGAAGGUGUCUUCCUUCGUGCGUAACACUUCGAUGUACGUGUCCGGACUUCAUGAGAACGAGAAGUACCGCUUCCGCGUGAGGGCCGAGAACCAGUAUGGAGUUUCGGAGCCGUUGGAGAAUCGUGAUCCGAUCACUGCACGAUUCCAAUUCAACGUCCCCGACGCGCCAGAUCAACCUGCCGCCCGCGACAUGGACAAGACAUGGGUCGACCUCUCCUGGGACACCCCCAACGACGGCGGCUCGAAGAUCCUCGGCUACAUCGUCCAGUACCGCGACGCUUCGGCGGGCGGAAAGUGGAUGACGGCCGGCGGAGGCCGCGACCUGUGCAAGGAGAACAACCUGAGGAUCACCGGACUGCGCGACUGCGGGGAGUACGAGUUCCGAGUACAGGCCAAGAACGCUGCCGGACUCUCGAGGCAUUCCCCGAUCGCGAAGUUGGUGUUGAAGUCGAGGAUCGCUCCUCCAGGGCCACCUACGCAGCCUGCAGCCAACUCGAUUGGUCGCAACCACGUCACCCUUACCUGGGGACCGCCCAUUGAUGAUGGCGGCUCGAAGAUUACCGGGUAUCACGUGGAGAUGAGGGAGUAUGGAUCGUCCAACUGGUACCAGGUAUCCGACUACAACAUCCUGGAACCAGAAUUCACCGUGCCCAACCUCAAGGAGUUCCACGACUACGAGUUCCGCAUCGUCGCUGAAAACAAGGCCGGCCGCGGAUUCCCCAGCUUGCCCACCGCCCCCAUCAAGAUCCAAGAAAUGGGCGGAAGCAGGCCGGAAAUCGUUGUCAAGCCUGAGGACCAAGUACAACCCUACAAUCGUCGUGCCGUGUUCGUUUGCGAGGCCAUCGGCCGACCCAAACCGACAGCCAGGUGGCUCCGCAAUGGCCGCGAGCUGCCCGAAUCGACCCGCUAUCGCUUCGAGGCCCACGACGGUACCUACAGGUUCACGAUCAAGGAAGUCUGGGAUAUCGAUGCUGGAGAGUACACGUGCGAAGUUGCCAACGUCUUCGGAACUGAUCAAGCCACGGCGAAGUUGACCGUCCAAGCACCACCUGUCAUCGAGCGGGACGUGCCGAACACGAUUUUGCCGUUGGACGAGAUGGUUCGAUUCAAGAUCUACUUCUCCGGCUCGGCACCGUUCAGCCACCUGCUGACCCUCAACAAGAAGGAGGUCUCUGGAGAGCAUCCAACCAUCCGAACUGUCGAAUUCGACGAUCACUUCCUGAUCACCAUCACCUCGCUGCAGCCGACGGAAACCGGACGAUACGAGUACACCGUUAGCAACGAUUCUGGAGAGGCCACCACUGGAUUCUGGCUGAACGUCACCGGGCUGCCGACGGCCCCUCAAGGACCGCUGGUUUACGAGGCUGUCACCAGGGAUUCGGUUACAUUGUCGUGGAGACCGCCAGUUGAUGAUGGUGGCUCGAGGAUUAAGGGAUACAAGAUCGAGAAGCGCGACAUUUUGCGUGAGGAAUGGACGACUGUCGCGUCGCAGGUUCGCGAGCUCUCCUACACUGCUCAGGCUCUCUUCGAGGGCCACGAGUACGAGUUCCGCGUGUCGGCCUUCAACGAGAAUGGUGUCGGUGCCCCGUUGGUGUCUGACAACUCGGUGGUGACCAAGCUGCCCUUCGACCCGCCGGGUCCACCCACCGAUGCCGAGGUCACGCACAUUGGCACCGACUCGUUGACGCUCAACUGGCUGAGGCCGAUCUCUGAUGGUGGUGGCCGACUCCGCGGGUAUGUUGUUGAGAAGCGGGAAGCCGGACAAGACACCUGGGUCCGAUGCAAUCAGACCCCGUCCCCGCCCAACAACUUCACCGUGCCGAACCUCAUCGAUGGCAGGGAGUACGAGUUCCAGAUCUUCGCCGUCAACGACGCCGGCUUCUCCGAGCCGCUUGCCAUGGACAAGCUCGUCUUCAAGGCGGCUGGUGGCGGCACCCCGCCCGAGAUCAUCUCCCCGUGCCACGACCAGCUCGGCGAGACCGGACGCUCGGUCACCUUCGAGUGCGAGAUCCGCGGCGAGCCCCGCCCGGAGAUCAAGUGGAUGCGCGGCAUGAAGGAGCUCGUCUCGACCAGCAAGUACACCGUCUUGAACAAGGGCACCGUCCAGACGCUCAUCAUCCAAGAUGUACAACCCGACGAUGCCGACGAGUAUUCUUGCAGAGCCGUUAACACCAAGGGAACACGCACGACUCGCGCUAACCUGAAGAUCAAGAGCAAACCACGUGUCUUUGUCCCACCGAAAUACCAUGGUGGAUAUGAGGCCCAGAAGGGAGAAACCGUUGACAUCACACUCCCCUACAAGGCAUUCCCCGCUGGGGAGGGCAGAUGGACGAAGAAUGGAGAGAAGAUUGAGGCCGGAGGAAAGUACACGAUCACUGGGGAUGAUAAGACGGUCACGCUACGCAUCAGCAACGCGUCGCGCGAGGAUUAUGGCAACUACAGGGUGACGGUGGACAAUGGAGUCGGAAGCGACUCGGCGACCAUCACCGUUACGGUUGCUGACAGGCCGGACCCGCCAAGGGCACCACAGGUUGAAAACGUGCUCGACGAAGCCGUGAUCCUCUCCUGGAAGCCGCCACUCCUUGAUGGCGGUUCCCUGGUUACCGGCUACACCGUCGAGAAGCGAGACACCAGUGGCGGCCAAUGGACCCCUUGCGCCAAGUCACGAUUCACCUACCUGACCGUGGAGGGGCUAAAGGGAGGCCAUCAGUACGAGUUCAGGAUCACCGCCGAGAACAAGCACGGCGUGUCCGACCCGUGCGAGCAGACAAACGCCGUCACGAUACCGGGAGAUGGUAGAAGAAGGAGACGCAACUAUGACGUUGAUGAGAGCGGAAAGAUCAUCAGGGGAAGGGGAAUUCCCUCUUCAAACUAUGAUUCCUUCGUCUUCGACGUCUGGAAGCACUACUACCCCGAGCCGGUCGAGAUCUCAACCGCCUCAAUCUACGACAAGUACGACGUGCUGGAGGAGAUUGGCACCGGAGCGUUUGGCGUUGUGCACCGAUGCGUUGAGCGGUCGACCGGAAAUACCUUUGCCGCCAAGUUUGUCAACACCCCCCAUCAGACGGACAAGGAUACGGUGCGCAAGGAGAUACAAGUGAUGAAUGCUCUGCGCAACCCAUCGCUGAUCCACCUUCACGACGCCUACGAGGACCAGCACGAGAUGGUGAUGGUGUACGAGUUCCUGUCGGGCGGCGAGCUGUUCGAGAAGAUUGCCGACGAACACUCGCGGAUGAGCGAGAAGGAGGCGGCUGAUUAUACGCGACAAGUCUGUGAAGCCCUCCGGGUGAUGCACGAGAACAACUAUGUGCAUUUGGACUUGAAGCCUGAGAAUAUCAUGUUCACCACCAAGAAGAGCGACAAGUUGAAGCUGAUCGACUUUGGGUUGGCGACGCAGUUGGACCCGAGGUCGGCAGUGAAGGUGACCACCGGAACCGCCGAAUUCGCCGCACCCGAGAUCGCCAACGGCGAGCCGGUCGGCUACUACACGGAUAUGUGGAGUGUUGGUGUCCUCUCCUACAUCUUGUUGUCCGGUCUCUCACCCUUCGGCGGCGAAACGGACGAGGAGACGCUGAAGAACGUUCGUGCCGGUGACUGGAGCAUCGACGAUCCUGCAUUCUCCGGAAUCUCCGACCACGCCAAGGACUUUGUCAAGCAGUUGUUGCACAAGGACCCGAAGCAGCGACUCUCCGUCUUUGACGCCCUCGACCAUCCCUGGUUGACUUCCGGUGAGGCCCGGGAUGACCCGAUCCCCUCAAGCCGAUACCGCGACAUCCGCGACAGCGUCAAGAGGAAAUACGACGCCUGGCCGGAACCAAUGCCUCCACUCGGCCGUAUCGCCAACUACUCGUCAUUGAGAAAGUUGCGACCGACCGAAUAUUCCAUCCGGGACGCAUAUUUCGACAGACAAGAAGCCACUCCGCGAUUUAUUGUGCGGCCCUUCUCGACGUCAUGCGCAGAGGGUCACACCGCUACCUUCUACUGCCGAGUGCUGGCCGCCUCACCUCCGAUUGUCACGUGGCACCAUGGGGCCAAGGAGUUGCGCCAGUCGGUGAAGUACAUGAAGAAGUACGAGGGCUCCGACUAUUCCCUUGUCAUUAACAGGGCCAAGAUGGAGGACAAGGGCGAGUACACGGUACGAGCCCAAAAUUCGUAUGGAGCACGGGAAGAGACCGUUUCUCUCACCGUCACCAAGCAGACCAUCGACUACGAGCCGAAACCGUUGCAGCCGAUGAGAAAGAUGGAGCUGCCCAAGGUCGAGGAGUUCAAGGAGAAACGUGGCGCGCCCAAGUUCUCCUUCCACCUCCGCCACCGUCUCAUCCAGAAGAACCACCCGUGCAAGCUUAUCUGCAACUUGGGUGGCAACCCGACACCAAAGGUGGAAUGGCUGAAGGACGGGCGGGCAGUCGACGCAGAUAGGGUACAACUGACGUACCGCAGCGGCGUCGCGUCGCUGGAGAUCUUCAACGCACGCAUGGAGGAUUCGGGCACCUACACUUGCGUGGCGACAAAUGAGCUUGGCGAGGAUAGCACGGAAUGUCUGGUGACAGUACAGGGUCGUGGUGGGUCGGUACGGGAACCGAUCCCCGAUCUCUCAUCAUUCCGACCGCGAAGAGACCGCGACUCCUCCCUGCUCCGCGUCAACGACGUCGAGAGGUCGUACUCGAGCGCGGACAUUUCACGACGAGCCCGCCAAGCAUCACCGCUCAAUACCCGGGAUGACAUUCGUGUC
This is a messenger RNA of Mesorhabditis spiculigera, 20106 nucleotides long. The record is from the annotation of a GenBank genome assembly. Lineage: Eukaryota; Metazoa; Nematoda; Chromadorea; Rhabditida; Rhabditidae.